CAUUAAAGCAAUAUUUAAGUACGUGGGAUUACAUUUAGCCUUUUUCUGAGGACCAUGAGAUGAGUAGGAGGAAGCUUUUAAGCCAUGGUUGUUGUCUGAGACUUGAGAUUGAAGGAGGAGGCAAAGAUCAAAAAACUCAACUGAAGGCACCAGAAUAAAUCCAGUCUGAAGCAGACAGCUGGGUCUUCAAGUUGUUUUUCAAGAGGGCCGAAAGCACGGCGAGGAAGAAGACAUGGAGCAGCUAACAAAACUCCUCCUGUGGCAGCUUUUGCUUCAGCAAAGUUCUGUUCAUUCAUACUCAGUCCCAGCUGAUGCCUCCAACCCAGCCAGCGUGGUGGUGUCAGUGCUAAACAUCAGUGCUGCCCUGGGCUCCCAGGCUGUGCUGCCCUGCAAGAGCCACCGCAUGGUGUGGACCCAGGACCGGCUCAACGACCGCCAGCGCGUGGUGCACUGGGAUGUGCUCAGCACCUACUAUGGAGACAACAAGAUGGAGAGGCUGUGUGACAUGUACUCAGCUGGCAGCCAGCGCAUCUACAGCUCCUACAACCGAGGCAGGAUCCUCAUGCCCCAGAAUGCCUUUACGGAUGGCAACUUCUCCUUGGUGAUCAAAGGUGUUGCAGAGAGUGAUGAGGGCAUAUACUCUUGUAGUCUUCACCAUCACUACUGCCACUUGUAUGAAACUGUGAAAAUCCAACUAAGUAUCACCAAGAAAGCCGAGGACGCCGGCGAGUACUGGGACGGGGAGAAGCCUGUGAUCGUGGCUGCGGAGGGCAGCACAGUGAUGCUGCCCUGCGUGAACCGCAACCACAUCUGGACGGAGCGGCACAGCGAGGAGGAGCAGCAGGUGGUGCACUGGGACCGGCAGCCCCCGGGGGUCCCUCACGACCGCGCCGAUCGCCUGAUCGACCUGUACGCCUCCGGGGAGCGCCGCUCCUACGGGCCCCUCUUCAUCCGCCAGAAGAUGAACAUCACCCAGGCGGCCUUCGCCCUGGGGGACUUCUCCCUGAGGAUUUCCCAGCUGGAGAGCGCGGAUGAGGGCACUUACUCCUGCCACCUGCACCACCACUACUGCGGCCUGCAUGAGCGCAGGAUCUACCGAGUCUCGGUGACCGAGCCGGAGAGGAAGGAGCUCAACAGCACCAACCGCAUCGCCCCCGCGGCAGAUCCAAAUGUUGUCAGGGGCCACAAUGUAAUAAAUGUCAUCAUUCCUGAGAGCCGGAUGCACUUCUUCCAGCAGCUGGGCUACAUCCUGGCAACUCUGCUGCUCUUCAUCAUCCUCCUCAUCGUCGUCGUCCUCGUCACCCGCAAGCGCCGGCAGAGAGGUUAUGAGUACAACGUGAAGAAAUAUGGAGAGAAGGAUGUAAACCUCAAAGAAUUUACAGUUGACACCACAGAUCUGACUCAACAGAAAAGUGAAGACAUCAGGCUGGAUUACAAAAACAACAUCCUGAAGGAGAAGGCUGAGCAAGCCAGAAGCUUCCCAGCAAAGAACAUCGAUUUAGACAAAGAUUUCAGGAAGGAAUACUGUAAAUGAAGACAUCCCCAAGCUGCUGGCUGGCCCAGAAGCUUCAAGCAAAGACAGAGGAAUGGAAGGGAGAUGCCUUUUUUACAGCUCAUGUCCUUCCAGAUACCACAGAUUGAUUUUUUUUUCACCUAGACUUCCCCCCCUCCCCAAGCACAAGGGUCUUUGCAAAUGCUUCUUGACAGAGUUAGACUCUCUUGUGUGCACUUAGGAUGGGUUUGGGUUGCCUUUCCUCCUUCUCUUCUCCCACCCCUCCAUCCCCCCUUUUCUUUCUUGAUAUUAUUGUUGGGUUUAUGCCUCCAUGGUUUUUUAUGAGCUGAAUCAGCAGACCUUUUGCUUUGAUGUUACUGCUUGAAAUAAACCAACCUGCAGCACUCAG
This is a messenger RNA of Pogoniulus pusillus (Red-fronted tinkerbird), 1901 nucleotides long. RefSeq names its product matrix remodeling associated 8 (gene MXRA8). Gene Ontology annotation, cellular component: cell surface; membrane. The record is from RefSeq and is a predicted model, not a curated record. The transcript is spliced from 12 exons. NCBI's taxonomy places the organism in Eukaryota, Metazoa, Chordata, Aves, Piciformes, Lybiidae. Bases 233 to 1534 code for a protein of 433 amino acids. Gene Ontology annotation, biological process: cell differentiation; cell adhesion.